GAGCGCAGCAUCCAUCCCUCCGCUCUCCUUGCGCCUGGGCCUACCUCGCCUCCGGCUUCCCAAGCGAUGUGCUCGCAACGGAUCUAGAUCCAGACCGAGCCGCACUCUCCGAGGCCUUGGCGGGACGACCCCUCUCGCCGCACAGGGCCAGGGAUAAGACCUGCGGAGCCCGGGCCAUGGAGGCCAUCUGGCUGUACCAGUUCCGGCUCAUUGUCAUCGGGGAUUCAACGGUGGGCAAGUCCUGUCUGAUCCGCCGCUUCACUGAGGGCCGCUUUGCCCAGGUUUCGGACCCCACCGUGGGGGUGGAUUUUUUCUCCCGUCUGGUGGAGAUCGAGCCAGGAAAACGCAUCAAGCUCCAGAUCUGGGAUACCGCGGGUCAAGAGAGGUUCAGAUCCAUCACUCGAGCCUACUACAGGAACUCAGUAGGUGGUCUUCUCUUAUUUGACAUUACCAACCGCAGGUCCUUCCAGAAUGUCCAUGAGUGGUUAGAAGAGACCAAAGUACAUGUUCAGCCCUACCAAAUUGUCUUUGUUCUGGUGGGUCACAAGUGUGACCUGGAUACACAGAGGCAAGUGACUCGCCAUGAGGCAGAGAAACUGGCUGCUGCGUAUGGCAUGAAGUACAUUGAAACAUCAGCCCGAGAUGCCAUUAAUGUGGAGAAAGCCUUCACAGACCUGACAAAAGACAUAUAUGAGCUGGUUAAAAGGGGGGAUAUUACAAUCCAGGAGGGCUGGGAAGGGGUGAAGAGUGGAUUUGUACCAAAUGUGGUUCACUCUUCAGAAGAGGUUGUCAAAUCAGAGCGGAGAUGUUUGUGCUAGUCAGGCCUUUUUAUUUCUAAAACAUGCUCUCCCAUCUGAACCUAAAAGUGAUCGAAAUGAAUAGAAUCCUUGUGUCACUGAAGAGAACCCAGCCUUCAUUUUGGAUACCAAGUGGACCUCCUUCCCAAGGGGUACUCUGACAGGCUGUGGGCAGAUGGAUGGGGGAGCCUGGGUGCUGUGACUGAGGGACUACAUUACUGGCAUGGGCCAAGCACUGUUUUGUGGCCCAUGCUGGGCAGUGGCUAUUCCGUGUGCCCUCUGUAAGCCACACGUCAAGAGCCUGAGGUUUGGGGAGCGAGGCCCCAGGAAAAUACACCCACAGACAAAACAACUAUUUCUUGGUAUUUCAGCUCAUUCAUUGGUCAUGAACAUAAAGACAUAUGUAAGGGGGAAAAAAGUAUAUCAUUGGGAAUAAUUAGCAAAACUAAAAAACUGAGACCAUGUUACUUUGUGAGAUUAUCCUAUACCAAGUGUGUGUGCUGGGUUUGGUUAAAAUGUACCAAUUAGCUUCUAAAUAGCUCGUCUGUAAAAUGAAGGGUGUGGACCAGCUCUUUACUAAGACCCUUUCAAGGCCUGGUGUUCUAGUAAAAAUCAUGUGACUAUGAAAAGGGAGGCUAUUUACACGCUGUUAUUACCACAUUGGAGACAAUGUACACCUUUGUGAAAGAAUAACCAGCUGUGUGAAAGAAAUUGUCCCAUGAAAAAUACCUUGUAAGUAGAAGAGAGAAACACUGACCCAAAUGCCAUAACCUCUUUCCCCUCUGACCAUGCCUGGGGUUUCACUUCAUUGGCAACUGCAGUCUAGAAGUAAAUGACAUGGCUGUUUCUUCAGGUCAUGGCAACAACACAGGGAUUGCCUCUGAAAAGAGAGGCACUCACUCAUCAAUCCUGUACUGAGUACCUUCUCUCAAGAGGAGGCACUAUAACUCUUACAAACACAUUACAGUCACUUGAAUUAUUUAUUUAGUCAGCAUUAACAGGCUUGUGAGGUUUUUGUCCCCAUUUUACUUUUUUUAAAGAUUUUAUUUAUUUUUAGAGAAAAGGAGGGAGAAAAAAAGGGAGAGGAAUACCAACGUGUGCUUGCCUCUCACACGCCCCCAGCUGGGAACCUAACCCGCAACCCAGGCAUGUGCCCCAACUGGGAAUAGAACCAGAGACCCUUUAGGUUCGCAGGCCAGUGCUCAGUCCACUAAGCCACACCAGCCAAGACCUCAUUUUACGAAAGUAAACUAAGAGGCAGGAGAUUCACUUGACCAAGGUGAAGGUCUCCUGACUCCUAGUUCUUGUUUCACUGCAUUGUCUUGCUAUCAGAUGAAGGAACUGUUACUAAUUCGUUCACUUUGAAAGAGAUGUGACUGUAAAUAAAUGUUCUCUACAUGUUAGGAUAUGUUUCCUUAUUGAUUACAACUCAACUAUAAUGCUAAGGGAAGCUAGGGAUGAAUUAAGGUAAAGUCCAUUCAGGUGUUAUUAUUGACAAGAAAAGGCUUUAAACAAGUGAAUAAUUGCACAACUCAAAAUACAUUAGAACUGUGUAUGCUAGAAGUGUUCUUAUCACUGAAACACAGUGGACAUAUUAUUGAAAGGAACCAAAUACAGCAGUGGGAAGAAGGAUGGGGAUAAAAUAUUCACUUCACAAUGACCUUGGCCACCUGUUUGCCAUAUACCUAUACUAGGUCCCUGUCUACCCUAGAAAGUCAGCUCUUAACUCUCAGGUGAACAGACAGAUAACUGCAUCUGAAAAUUGGAACGGUUGGCUCGAGGUUCCAUUACCUUCUUGAAGAGAGGUGAUGCAUUAAGUUAUUUUUUGAAUUGUAGCCAGUUCAGCUAGGCAAAAGCCAUACUUUUCACAGUAAGAAAAUUCUGAUUAGAGUCAGAUUUCUCAUAUUCAUUGUGAUAGGAAAGCCUAAGAAUGGUAAAUUGCUUUGAGAUAUCGUGUUAAACUUCAUUAUAAAUGUGAUUGAAUUUGUAAAUGUGGGCAUUUACUUCAGCCGGAAUAAAGAAGCCAAAUCAUGAAUACAUGGAAACAAACCUUCUUGGACCAACCCGCAGCAUCAACUACAAGUGAACCAAUCGUGACCUCUACAUUUGUUUAACAUGACCAGGCUUGGGUAGAGUAGUUAACAGUUUUGUGAUUGUAGAAGACAAAAGAUGGUAAAUUGGGUUAAUACAAAGUUUAUCAACUACUAUACUUAAUUAUGUUUAAGAGAUUCUGAAAGCAAGAUUAUCCAGUGGAUAGAUGAGAGUUGACUGGAUUCUGUCAGAUCAAAAAACAAAGAUAAAAACAAAACUUCUCUACAGUUUUUUGACUAAAAUACACUAUAUGUAUACUUUUCCCACUCCUUGCAUUUUUAGGCAGGUUUAAAAAUACUCAGCAUAGAUCCAGCGAAGGUGGCUGAGCUUAAUUGCUUAAACAAGUGCUAGAAACUUUAAAAAUCAAUUUAGUAGAAUUCAGUGCUGUUGUCACUGCAAUAAGUGGGUUUUAGAAAAUAAGUGUGAAAAAAUCAGGUGUUAAUACAAUACUAAGGAUAAAGCUUUAGAAGCUAUUUUACUACAUAAGUAAAGAAAAGAUUAACUUGUAACAAAGACCACAACUGCAUGUUGGAAUAGACUGUCUCAUAUUCCAGAAUAAAAUGUACUGUAUACUUUUCCUCACUUUAUUGUGCACUGUAAUGAAAUGUGAAAAAAAUGUUUUCU
This is a messenger RNA of Pteronotus mesoamericanus, 3512 nucleotides long. RefSeq names its product RAB39B, member RAS oncogene family (gene RAB39B). Gene Ontology annotation, cellular component: Golgi apparatus. Bases 177 to 818 code for a protein of 213 amino acids. Gene Ontology annotation, biological process: Rab protein signal transduction; vesicle-mediated transport. The transcript has 2 exons. The record is from RefSeq and is a predicted model, not a curated record. NCBI's taxonomy places the organism in Eukaryota, Metazoa, Chordata, Mammalia, Chiroptera, Mormoopidae. Gene Ontology annotation, molecular function: GTP binding; GTPase activity; myosin V binding.